Messenger RNA from Penicillium cataractarum, 1035 nucleotides. RefSeq names its product NADPH:quinone oxidoreductase family protein. The record is from RefSeq and is a predicted model, not a curated record. Gene Ontology annotation, molecular function: oxidoreductase activity; zinc ion binding. The transcript is spliced from 2 exons. Gene Ontology annotation, cellular component: mitochondrion. The coding region runs from base 1 to 1035 and encodes 344 amino acids. NCBI's taxonomy places the organism in Eukaryota, Fungi, Ascomycota, Eurotiomycetes, Eurotiales, Aspergillaceae.
AUGCGCGCCGUUCAAGUCAAAGAAUAUGUCAAGGGCCCACUGGACCUCACAGUCACCGAAGUCCAAACCCCCGCCCCAUCGGCCGACAACUACCUAAUCAAGAUCCACUCCGCCGGCACAAACUUCUUCGACAUCCUCCAAAUCCAAGGCAAAUACCAACACCAACCACCCCUCCCCUGGAUCGGCGGUUCCGAAUUCGCCGGCACAAUCGCUGCAGUCCCAACCGCCUCUUCAUCCCCUCGCUUCCGCGUCGGCGAUCGCGUCUUCGGCGCUAUCCAGGGCGCUUAUGCCACCCACGUGCUCGCCCCGGAGGCCUCCCUGCUCCCCGUGCCAAACGGGUGGAGCUUCGAGGAUGCGGCUGGUCUCUUUGUGACCGCGCCGACUUCCUACGGCAGUCUUGUGCAUCGUGCCGGCGUGAAGGCGGGCGACUGGGUGCUCGUUCAUGCGGCGGCUGGUGGUGUGGGACUGGCCGCUGUGCAGAUUGCCAAGGCCAAGGGGGCGACUGUUAUUGCGACUGCUGGAACGCAGCGCAAGCGCGAGAUUGCGGCCCAGUUUGGCGCGGAUUAUGUCGUUGAUUAUACGGAUAAGGCGUGGCCCGAGGAGGUGAAGAAGUUGUGUGCUACGCAUCGGCAGGGGAAUGGCAAGGCCGGUGUGGAUAUCGUUUAUGAUCCCGUUGGUAUGAUCGAGGCGAGUUUGAAGUGUGUGGCUUGGAAUGCUAGGUUGUUGGUUAUUGGAUUUGCGGCUGGCAAGAUUGAGAAGGUUGCGCUUAAUCGGGUGUUGUUGAAGAAUGUUAGUCUGGUGGGAUUGCACUGGGGUAUGUAUGCUAAGUGUGAGACGGAGACUGUUGGUGAGGUAUGGAAGGGGAUCUUUGAUCUUGUUGCCCAGGGCAAGUUCAAGGGAACUGCGUUUACGGAUGAGAAGUUUGUUGGGCUUGAGAGUGUUCCUAAGGCGUUGCAGGCGCUUGGAGGGCGCGAGACUUGGGGUAAGGUCGUGGUCAAUGUGACUGGCGAUGAGCAGGCCAAGAGUAAGCUCUAG